Messenger RNA from Strongylocentrotus purpuratus (purple sea urchin), 3650 nucleotides. Its product is annotated as probable ATP-dependent RNA helicase DDX56. Gene Ontology annotation, molecular function: RNA helicase activity; nucleic acid binding; ATP binding. The transcript has 13 exons. Gene Ontology annotation, cellular component: nucleolus. The record is from RefSeq and is a predicted model, not a curated record. The coding region runs from base 33 to 1715 and encodes 560 amino acids. Lineage: Eukaryota; Metazoa; Echinodermata; Echinoidea; Camarodonta; Strongylocentrotidae.
AAAGGCUAGUACACACAUGCUGGAUUUUAAAGAUGGCGGCCUCCAAGAGUGAAAUUAAUGGGGCUACAUUUCGCGGUAUGGGUCUGGAUGAUCGUGUCUUGAAGGCCCUUGCGAAGCUGGGCUGGUCUAGUCCAACUCUGAUCCAGGAAAAGGCGAUACCACUGGCCCUGGAAGGAAAGGAUAUACUAGCCCGGGCUAGGACUGGAUCUGGCAAGACAGCAGCCUAUGCUAUCCCUCUCGUCCAAAAGAUCCUAACUUUAAAAGAGACAGCUAGAGAGCAGGCUACACGGGCUCUGAUCUUAGUGCCAUCCAGAGAACUCUGUUCACAGGCGUUCAAGAACAUACAGGAAAUCAGCAAAUGUUGCUCUAAAGAAAUCAAAUGUGCUGAUGUAUCUGGCCAGGUGGACUUGUCAGCUCAAAGGCCUCUACUGAUGGAAAGACCGGACAUAGUUCUUGGCACUCCUAGUCGGAUCCUGGCCCACAUCCAGGCCAAGAACCUGUCCCUGCAGAACUCCCUGGAGAUGCUGGUCAUCGACGAAGCGGACCUGGUCUUCUCCUUCGGCCACGAGGCGGAUAUGAGGGCACUCCUCUCUCACUUCCCGAAGAUCUAUCAAGCCAUUCUUAUGUCUGCUACGCUGAGUGAAGAUGUGAAGACACUCAAGAAGCUGGUGUUGCACAAUCCUAUCACACUCAAACUCGCAGAAUCACAGCUUCCAGAGGCAGACCGCCUAAGCCAGUACCAAGUAAGAUGUAUUGAAGAGGACAAAUAUCUACUCAUCUACACACUACUGAAGCUCAAGCUGAUCAGAGGCAAAACCAUCAUCUUUGUAAACUCAAUAGACAGGUGUUACAGACUGAAGCUGUACCUAGAGCAGUUUUCUGUGCCAGUCUGUCUGCUGAACUCAGAGCUCCCGGUGAACUCUAGAUGCCACAUAGUAAACCAGUUCAACACCGGUCUGUAUGACAUCAUCGUCGCAUCGGAGGAGUCUAGUCUCUUUGAUGGAGGCAAGAGAGACGAAGCGGAGGAGAGGAAGGAGAAGAAGGGCAAAGGCCAAAAAGUAAAGCAGAAGAAAGACAAGGAAUAUGGAGUAUCAAGAGGGAUAGAUUUCCAGAAUGUUUCCAACGUGAUCAACUUUGAUUUCCCAGAGAGUGUCAAGUCCUACAUCCACAGAGUGGGAAGGACUGCAAGGGGAGAAAAGAUGGGAACAGCCCUGUCCUUUGUGAAUGAGCAGGAGCAAGAUCUUCUAGACAACGUAGAACAGGAACUUAUCGGAGAUGAUGGAACACCUUUAAUCAAGCCUUAUCAGUUCAAGAUGUCAGAGAUUGAAGGAUUCAGGUAUCGAGCCAAGGAUGCAAUGCGAGCGGUAACGAAGGUGGCAGUGCGUGAAGCCAGGGUGAAGGAGAUCAAGCAGGAGAUCUUCAACUCCAAGAAACUCAAGGCCUACUUUGAAGACAACCCAAGGGACCUACAGCUCCUCAGACACGACAAGAUCCUACAUCCUGCGAAGGUCCACUCUGACCUCAAGAAUGUACCAGAAUACCUUGUCCCCAAGGCUUUGAGAGGAACCAUUCCCACCACAAGCAGACGGAAAGCUCCCAAGAGGGCUGCGGCUGAUGGCAAGGGUGUACAGAAGAGAGAGUCCAGGGUAGCCAAAAUGAAGAGGAAAACUGAAGAAGAUCCCCUGCAGAGCUUCAAAUACAAGGGAAAGAAUUGAUAUAUCAGCUCUGAAUUUUAUUAAUACUGAACCCAGUUGGACUCUUAUUUACUGAGCAUUUAAAGGACUUUUAUAGAACUACCAGGAGCAUGAUGAACCGUUAUUUCACACUGAUGCUAUCAAUCAGGAGCUAUAUGUAGAACGUGCUCUCAGAGAUACAUGUAAGUCAUCAUGGCUUAGCGUUACUGAAUUCAGCAUGUAGAUGAGCACUCGGAUCAGCCUUACAAGUGGACCCAGGGUUCUGCGAUACCAGCUUCAUCAACAGUUGCUCCAAAGUCAAUGUCCUACAUCAUCGAAAUUUGAUCCCCUACAAAAAGACACUUUACCUAACCCUAACCGUAAAUAUUAAGUCAAUCCCAAUUGGAAACCUAACCCUAUAUAAUAAUGAUGUAUUUGAUGAAAGAAUGUUGGGAUGCCAGAUUCUGAUAUUGAAGUCAACUGGGUCCUAUUGCAGGCUUCAUUCCUGGAAUGAAUUGUAGAAAGGAUUGACAAGCAAGACAUCAAGUUGUUGCAUGUUGAUUGCUGACUUCAGGAUGUGUGUUUUUAUGUGAUCAAGGAGCUGUAACACUACUCUGAAGAGACUGAAAAAUCAGGAGUAUCCCUUUUCAAAAUUUGACAUUACUGUACCUAAUAUCAGUGCCUGUAGUUAUAUGAACAAAGAGUAUCAGACACGAAAAUGGAACGCCAUGUUCGGAUGGAAUUGAAUGCAAAGAUCAUGUGUUGUACUCGAUUUGCAAGGGAAGAGAGACUGAAAUCAAUAGACCCUGCUUUUUUGUGGUAUCAAAUGAAUAUAUGUGUCUGAAUAUAUUCACAGUGUCAGUCAAUAGCAGUUAAGUGUUACACUGUCCAUAAAUAAAAUGUUCAUAUUGAUGGCUUCGUUAAAGGAUGAAUGGUAGUGGAUUAAGUAAUAAUUUUCUCUUGUUGUUUGCAGCACAGAAGCAAACAAAAAUUAGCUGAAGAUUUCUGAAUAUGUAUGCACAUUUGUUGCAAUUAAAAUAUUUGGGCAUCUGCAUCUGUAUUUGUUUCUAUUACUGGAAAGCCAUAAAAAAAACAAGAGCUUGGUACAGCCCACAAAGUGAGCUGCAAAAAUGUUCUGUAAAUGGGAUCUACAUUAUGGCAGACUAUCUUGAGUCAAUUAUGACCAACUUCAUACCUCAAAAGUAUCAUUAUCAAUAAACGGCUAAUCUGGAGUAUAAGUUGUGACAUGUAGUUGAUUUUUAAUUUUAAUAAUAUUUAUCAAAGGUAUUUAUAAAAUGUAUAAUCUCUGAGCUAUAACACAUUGUAAAAAUGUGGGUCUUUUGCACUCUACAGUGUAUGGUUUUUAUAUGCAAGUUUCAUGACUUCUGGUACAUUUUGCUUGCAAAAAAAUAACCUAUACUUUAUGAGGAUUUUAUUUUCUAUGAUUGAUGAUUCAAAAUGACUUUGAAACAGAUUUUUAUGAAAUACAGUUUCAUUAAGAGACUUUGGGUUAUCUUUUAAUACAGUUCAAUUACCUGUCGGUCUGUUUAUUUGCCAUGACUCUCUUGGAAACUAACAAAAUUCAAAGUUUAAACUCCAUGUAUAGCAUUUCAAAAUAUUAGUGCAACAUUCCAACUGCUUUGAAUUCCCUCUUAAACCCAACAGUCCUUUUCAGAACUACCCAGUACCCACACAGUAAAACCACAAACUUUCUUAUUUGAAGACAUUGUUUUUUAAAUUACAGACCUCAGCUGUUGUGUUCUUUCUGGGCCACAUUGUAUACUGCUAGGAUACAUCAAAUUGAUAAAUUGAACAAAAAAAUAAAUCAUGUUAUCAUUAAAACACUUGUCCAGUCAACGAAAGAGCCCCAAAAUUUGUGUAUGUACUUCAUUAAGAGAAAUAUUGUCGCGACACAGUCUGAUGGCUUGAUGAAUGUGUUUCAGGUGUAUAAAUAAAUUACUUUGGACAUAAAUAUUA